Messenger RNA from Trichoderma aggressivum f. europaeum, 546 nucleotides. RefSeq lists its product as uncharacterized. The record is from RefSeq and is a predicted model, not a curated record. Bases 1 to 546 code for a protein of 181 amino acids. The transcript has a single exon. NCBI's taxonomy places the organism in Eukaryota, Fungi, Ascomycota, Sordariomycetes, Hypocreales, Hypocreaceae.
AUGAACCCAACCCUCGUUCUUGUGCUUACACGUGCCGCAUCACUUAACCUGCCCAACUGGUACCUCGCCGCCGGUGCCCUAUCACAAACCAUCUGGAACAAUGUCUCAUCACUCCCUCCUGAGACGGGAAUCCACGACUACGAUCUCGUCUACCACGACGCCUCCGAUCUCUCGUAUGAAGCCGAGGACGUGGUCAUCCAGGCCGGCAAGCGGCUCUUCGCCGACAUCCCCGUCGAGGUCGAGAUUCGUAACCAGGCCCGCGUCCAUCUUUGGUAUGAAAAGAAAUUCGGGCUCGCACGUCCGGCUAACCAGAGCGUCGAGGAUGGCAUUGACUCGUGGAUAUCUACAAGCGCGAUGCUUGGUGUGAGGCUGGACGGGAACGGGGAAUGGAUCUUUUAUGCGCCUCGCGGUCUAUCCGAUUUCUUCAACAUGGUGGUUAGGCCGAACACGGCCUUUGCGAAGAGGGAGAAUUAUGAAAAGAAGGUGGAGCGGUGGAAGGCAAUCUGGGGGGGGCUCAAGGUUGAGGCUUGGCCGGAGAAUGAAUGA